This is a messenger RNA of Teleopsis dalmanni, 2268 nucleotides long. RefSeq names its product ribosome-releasing factor 2, mitochondrial-like. The record is from RefSeq and is a predicted model, not a curated record. Gene Ontology annotation, molecular function: GTP binding; GTPase activity. The transcript has 10 exons. Gene Ontology annotation, biological process: ribosome disassembly; mitochondrial translation. Bases 44 to 2251 code for a protein of 735 amino acids. Gene Ontology annotation, cellular component: mitochondrion. Lineage: Eukaryota; Metazoa; Arthropoda; Insecta; Diptera; Diopsidae.
AUCAGUAUUUUAUAUUAUUCAUUUAAAAUUAUCAAAUAUUAUAAUGUUAAUAAAAAAGAUUUUAUUUAAUUUACAACCAUCAUUUAGGAGAACGAUAUGUUUACGUUUCUUUUGCAACAAGGACAUUAGAAACAUCGGCAUUUUAGCCCAUAUUGAUGCAGGAAAAACUACAACAACAGAACGAAUGUUGUUUUACUCCGGCAAAAUACAUUCACCUGGAGAAGUACAUCGUGGUAAUACCGUUACUGAUUGUUUAACUCAGGAACGUGAGCGAGGAAUUACAAUUUGUAGCUCAGCAGUAUCAUUUAGUUGGAGUGGCAACAGAAUAAAUUUAUUGGAUACUCCUGGACAUAUUGAUUUUACAAUGGAAGUGGAACAAUCAUUGCAUGCAGUUGAUGGUGUCAUUAUUGUUUUAGAUGCUGCAGCCGGUGUAGAAGCUCAAACGCUUACAGUUUGGGCACAGGCCAAUAAACAUUCACUGCCCAGAAUUGUGUUUGUGAAUAAAAUGGACCGUACUGACUCAGAUUUCGAAAAAUGUAUAGCAGAUUUAAGAAUAAAAUUGGGUGUUAAACCAUUAUCUUUACAGAUACACAAAAAUGAUGACAACAAAACUUUAACUAUUUACGAUGUUAUAACCUUACAAAAAUAUCGGUGGAAUUCAGAAACUUUAGGUAGAGAUUAUGUAACAGAGAAUUUAGUUGCUGGCGAUGAUAUGUUUUUAAAAUUACAACAUAGAAGAAACGAGUUGAUAGAUGAAUUGUCUGGACUAGAUGAUGAAUUGGCAGACUUCGUAAUCAAACAUGAAAGUUUUGAGAAUAUAACUAAUAAAAUGAUAUAUGAUGCCCUACGGCGCACAACUUUGAAUAAUAAAACUGUACCUGUGAUACUUGGUUCAGCCUAUAAAAAUAUAGGCAUUCAAAAAUUAAUGGAUGCCGUAAUUCAGUAUUUACCAGCUCCACAUGAACGGAACCAGAUUUAUGACUGUUUUGGCAACGAUUUUGUUGGUAAGGUUUUUAAAAUAAUUCAUGAUAAACAUCGUGGGCCGUUAACGUUAGUUAGAGUAUAUCGCGGAAAUAUGAAAAAAGGACAAAAAGUCACUUUAUCGCGAGGUGGGCAAGAAAUUUUAAAUAAAAUUUUUGAACCAUUAGCUGAUGAAUAUCGCGAAAUCGACACUGUACAGGCUGGUAAUAUUGGCAUAUGCAGCGGUCUUAAGAAUACUACAACUGGAGAUUUGUUAAUUGAGAGCACAAGUUCCCUAAAAAAUGCACAAAAACGACUGAAAAACAUUUAUAAAAAUGAGGAAUUUGAAAAGAAAGAUGAAAUUGAGGAAAACAUUAUAAAUGAAAUUUUUUCGACUGAACCACAGGUUCCAGUAGCUGUUUAUUUUUGUUCGAUUGAACCGCCAAAUUUGUCAACACAAAGCGCCAUGGAACUUGCGUUAAAACAAUUACAGCGCGAAGAUCCUAGUUUGACUGUUCGGCACGACGAAGUAACAGGACAAACAGUUUUAGGCGGAAUGGGUGAACUACAUAUGGAAAUUAUAAAAUCCCGAAUUUUGACUGAAUAUAAGAUUGAUGUAGAUUUGGGUCCUUUACAAAUUGCUUACAAAGAAACAAUUGAUGCAUCUGCAAAGGAAACUUAUUUCGUUGAAAAAGAUAUUGCUGGUAUUAAGCAAAAUGUUACAAUAACGCUUGAGUUAAUAAAAGGAUGUCAUGAUUUAUUUAGCAUAGACAAAUCUCCAGAAAAUGUGGCAAAUGUAAACAUGUUACGACCACGAAUGUUGCAAAUAAUACGAAAAGGUGCACUUUCUGCUUUAGAAAGAGGACCAAGAGUUGGGGGACAAGUGGUAGAUACUCAAAUUAAACUGCAUAAUAUUGUCGUUGGGCGUGGAACGGCGGAUUCUUUUAUAAUGGCUGCGGCAGUACAAUGUAUUCAGAAAAUACUGAACACUAUAGGAACUCGUUUACUAGAACCUGUAAUGGAAAUUCAAAUAGUUUCACCUGCUGAAAAUAUUUCACAAAUUCUUGCAGAUUUAUCUCGACGACGUGGAAUAAUUAACGAAAUUGUACCAAAAUCCAAUAAUAAGGUAAUUACGGCAAAAGUUCCUUUAGCUGAGUUGUUUGGAUAUUCUACAAGUUUACGUACAAUAAGCUCUGGCACUGCUAUGAUGACAAUGCAGCCAUGUGGUUUUUCUAGUAUGAAUACAAACGAUGAAAUAGUUGCAAUACGGCGAACACAGGGAUUCGAAUAGCUUUUGAAAACAAUAAA